GUUGUUGCACGUAAGAUGGAGACAGAGCCGUGUUUGUCUUUCCGGCGGACGCCACCGGUUUCCAUCGCACCGGCAACGAGUAGCUCCCGGUCGCCGGGCUCAUUCCUUCCGUGCGACGAGCUGCGCAAAGCCGGCUCCGCGCUCCGUCUCGGUCCUCCGGUGCGCGACAGCGUGGAAGCGUACACCGUCGCACUGCAUCGCAACUUCGGGGACUUCUCGCCCAAUACCCCAGCUUCGCCGCCCGGCAAACACAGCAGACUUUUGGAGAGUCUGAACGAGGAGCAAAAGGCCGGUGUUAUAAGUGGAAAGGCGCCCUACUAUGAGGAAAUCCGAGAGAAAGGCGCUCUUAAAAGCCUGGGCUACUCUGCCAUGGGAGCCAACUGCUUUGGCAAACUGAAGGAUUCAGGCAGCGGUUUGCCAGCCGGCGACUCCAUCGCUGACUCGAUCGCCGACUCCAUCGAUUUGUCGGGCAAGAACAAGAAGCGACGAAAUCGCACCACCUUCAGCACCUUCCAGCUAGAAGAGCUGGAGAAAGUCUUCCAGAAAACGCACUACCCGGAUGUAUACGCUCGCGAGCAGCUAGCCUUGAGGACUGAACUCACAGAGGCCAGAGUCCAGGUUUGGUUUCAGAACCGUAGAGCCAAGUGGAGGAAGAGAGAACGCUACGGGAAGAUCCAGGAGGUCCGCAACCACUUCACCACGACCUAUGAUAUUUCUCUGCUCCCUCGCCAUGACACCUACCAGAUGCAGGGCAAUCUGUGGCCGGGGGCUUCAGGCGUCGUCGGAGGUACAUCAACUCCCGGCUGUGUCCUUGGACCAGACCCCUUACCCUCCUCCUGCAUGGGUGCAUACGCUCACCCUCACGGCAACCUGCAGGGUUUCAUGGGCAUUCCGUCAUCCCCCAGUCACGCCCACCACCACCACCACCCCCCACCGCAUCAUCCGGCCAUCAACGGUCUUUACUCCUUUCACAGCUUCCCGAGCGUGGAGGCUCCGGAGAACGACUACAAGCCGACAGGCCUAAUGGCACUGCGAGUGAAAGCCAAAGAGCCGGGCAGCAUUCUCUCAUGGCCGACAUGACCACCCCACUGCUUUUCAACUCCUCAUCCUCAUAUUCUCCUGUAGUGUGCAUUAACUGAGCCAAAAGCAUAUUGCAUUCCUGCCAUGUAUGUAUACAGUGAACUAUUCUAUUCACAGGGGCUGGAUAGGACCAAACCCUUAAUCAAACAGGUGACAAUCCAAGAUUCAUUGACUAUAUUAUAGUAUUAUGCCCAAAGCACUUGAAAGCCAUUUCAAACUUGUUUUACAAAUCCGACAAAACUCUAGGAAACUGGCACUUAUCUUUCUACUUUGAAUCUGUA
Molecule: messenger RNA, 1361 nt
Organism: Corythoichthys intestinalis (scribbled pipefish)
Lineage: Eukaryota; Metazoa; Chordata; Actinopteri; Syngnathiformes; Syngnathidae
Gene: alx3
Product: ALX homeobox 3
Exons: 4
Coding region: 16-1080 (354 amino acids)
Biological process (GO): regulation of transcription by RNA polymerase II
Molecular function (GO): DNA-binding transcription factor activity, RNA polymerase II-specific; RNA polymerase II transcription regulatory region sequence-specific DNA binding
Source: RefSeq, a predicted model, not a curated record